Aaosphaeria arxii CBS 175.79 is the source of this 4531-nucleotide messenger RNA. RefSeq lists its product as uncharacterized. Gene Ontology annotation, biological process: mRNA splicing, via spliceosome. The transcript is spliced from 4 exons. Gene Ontology annotation, molecular function: U2 snRNA binding; protein binding. Gene Ontology annotation, cellular component: U2 snRNP; nucleus. The record is from RefSeq and is a predicted model, not a curated record. Lineage: Eukaryota; Fungi; Ascomycota; Dothideomycetes; Pleosporales. Bases 168 to 4514 code for a protein of 1448 amino acids.
UGUCUUGCCCACCGCUGGCCUCAGGCCAACUUUAAGCGCUCCGGCGCAAACUGGUUAUUAUCGUGUGCUAGAAGCACCACAUAAACAUUACUUGUGUUUCAUCAUUUCGGAAGCUCUGCGCUUCCCCGAACAGCAGUGGUACCACUACCCCACUGAUAUUCAGCCGAAUGGAGAACCAAGUACUUCAGCAAGUCCUCGUGGACGGCGAGUAUGUCUCCAGGCCCGUGGACGUGUAUCAGCUACUGGCACGAGCACAACGACAGACAGACGUUGAGAUGCAAGAACCUGAGGCCAGGCCCCAACCCGAGAUUCCUCAAGUUGGCCUGAUGUCCAGGACGCUCUUUCCGAGUACUCUUGUCAAGUUCAUCCUUUCCGCAAGCAUUCGAAAGGGGCAACGGAACGACGUAGUAUUCGUUGGGGAGAAUUCAGUACAUCUAUACGAGAUUCACGACCAUGGACAUCUUCAUCAUAUCGCUUCCAAGUCGGACUUCAAGGGUAGUAUCCUGGCUGCGAGGAGGUUUGGUGCCCCUGUGAAAACAGCGGUGUCUCCAAGGCAGGGAAUGUCAAUCAAGAAGACCGACACCCAGGAUCGACAAGAGUCUACAAGAUCAGAUCAUGCCGAUGCCAUGCCACCAGAGGCCAUUAUCUUGACUUUAACUUCACGGAGACUUGUACUACUUUGGACAGAACAGAACGCCGCGGGUGAGACUGUAUUUCGUCAAAAGUUCGUCCGUCUGCCAGCUGGAUCCUCGAUGCACGACACUCCGGGAGCAUUCCUGGCAGUUGAUCCGAAAUGUCGAGCCAUCGCGGUUUCUACACCGGAGGGCCAAUGUACCUUGUACAAAACCGCGCCGCUAGACAAAUGGAAGGGAUAUCCUCAUUCAACACGCGAGAUGACUCCUAUUGAGGAUGAGCGUCAUCUCUCGUUGCAAGCUCGAGUUUUGCACAUGGAUUUCCUAUCGGCUUCGAGCGAUCCGGAUGAUGUCCAUGUAAUACUUGUUUUCGUUCUUGCACACAAUGGAAAAACUAAGAUAACCUGCUAUGACUGGGACACUCGGUACGAUGUCAGCACGGCUGCCAUUCGGGCGGAGCGAGUAUCAGUAGAUUAUGAGGACCAUAACCCCGCCUUACUCAUUCCUGCAACUCGGACCCCAGACUUUCUCCUCGUAUCCAACAGCCACAUAGCCACAUACACAAACGUUCUGUCGGGGACGCCACAGCGUUACGUUACACCCAUUAGUCCUGAAAUCCUUCGUCCCCUUUUCCCUGGAGAGAGCAAAAACCAACCGCUAUGGGUACAGUGGCAGAGAGUAGCCCGCAAUGAUGAUUUCUCGAGGGAAGUGUUUUAUAUUGCAAGGGAAGACGGUCGACUCAUAUAUACCGAGUUGAUGAGAACAAAUUUGAUAGAGAUCAGCGAUGCGGGGGAGUGGUCUCAUCCAUUAGACAGAGGCUUUGCAACGCUUAAUGUCGACGCUGGCAGUCUCACGUCACGUAAUGCCGAUGUCCUAAUAGCUUCUGGGCCGACAAGUGAUGGGUCACUGCAAAAGGUUGGCGGCUCGGACCCUCGUAAUACACGUCCCAGCUUCACGCCUCACUUCGUUGAAUCCAUCCCCUCAUGGACCCCUAUCACAGACCUGAUGGUCACUCGACUUCCCGGCUUACGCUCACCCUUUGAAAGAGAGCGCGACAGCAUAUUUGUAGCCAACGGGCGCUCGCAGCACGGAGCCGUUUCGGAGCUUCGGAAGGGCCUUCGAGCUAUUGUCUACGAUCAUUCACAGGGGAUGACAGGCGUUACCGGGUUGUGGCUAUUGGACCAUCGGCGUGAGAAAGUCGAAUACGGUGGCAAGGAAGUCUACCAGCAUCACGCCAGCUUUGUCUUUUCACUACCACCUGAAAGCAUGACCUUCUGCGUGACUCGAGAGGGAGACUUUUGGGAGGUCCACCAGUUUUCUACCGAGUACGAGCCAGGCCAGAGUGGAGUUUCGGGGCAAGAGACGAUAUCAGCAGGUAUCGUGUCCGAGCAGCUCGCAAUCCAGAUCACGCGGCGACAAUUACUCCUGUUAGAUCGUCCGAACCUCACAUGUGUACGGACACUCGCGAUUUCAGAGCUGGCACAGAACUCAGGGUCUCGUAUCUCAGAUAUAACGCUUGCCGCUGUUGCCUCAACCCCCUCACCUCAUGUAGCUAUAUCCUUCCGCGAAGGAUCUUCUGUUACUCUAGUAGUGAUACCUAUUGGGCAGGAUGGAACGUUCGGAUCCCCGAUCAGGCAGAAUCUGGCUGCUGAUCCCACCUGCCUGAAAUUCUUCGACAUCAACAACGCGCUACACGUCUUUGUCGGCAGCGUAGACCUGAAGCUAAAUUUGUACAUAAUUCACGAAAAAGCGUUAUACCCGGUUCUUUCAGUGGAGCCUUCUAAUCAGGUAUCUGCACCUUCAUUAUCGCACAUGCCGAUGGUCUGCGAGAGCGCGGUUUUCCUCACUUCGGAGGCACAAAGUACGAUUGUCUGCGGCAUGCGUAACGGCAUUUUGCUUUCCAUUUCAAUAGAAUCUAUACUUCGAUCUGGGCGGUACGAGACUCAAGAUCUCUCUCUUAUUCGAAUGGGCACAGCUGCCGUGAUUGUCACGCCCAGCGGGACAGAUAAGUUGUGCGCUUUUGCGUCGUGCGGGGUCGACUUCUGCCGUGUUAGCCUUCCAUCAUCGUCUAGAAAGUUGGACAUUAGUUCCGUCUGGUUCAGACAAAACAGCGACGAGCAAUUCCAUCAGGGUCCGGUCUCGGCUUUCGAUCAAGUACCCUUUUAUCAACAAAGCGUCGACGGAAAUGGCAUUGGAGGGUUCAUGUUCGCCGUUUCUGGUGAUCGAUUACUUUACGCUCGGCUGGAUUACGAUACUGUUCGUUCAACCCAAAGUUCCCACUCGAUACUUGGUUUGGAGCAAUCGAAAACAGUCCCAAUGAGAACGGCUACCACAGCAACGCCUACAAAGGUAGUUUACACCGAAAACAAGCGCAAGCUUGUUGUUGCUACCACCGAAAUGAAAGAGAUACGUGCGCCACCAAAUGGAUAUCGAACAAUGCACUCAACUCUUAAAUUGAUGAAUGUUGCUGAUAACCCUGUCAUCAAAGAAGAACCUAAAGGGAAAGAAGGCAUAAAACAAGAGGCCAAGGAUGAGGAGGAGGAGGCGAUCGUCAGCAACAUUUGCUCUCAGAUUACCCUUCAAAAUUACGAGAGGGUGUACACUAUUCUAGAUUGGAUCGUUCAAGACUCCAGAGAUAGACCUCACCACUUCCUCUACGUUGGAACUGGGGUAAUGAAAGGCCCAGGGCGCGAAAUUGGACGCCGGUUGUUCUUUCAAAUCAGCAAGGAUGAUAACAAGUUCAAACUGAAGAAGGAGAAGACGUACAAUUCGCCUGUGCGGUGUCUUGCACUCAUGCAUGUGAAAGAUCGUGCAGAUCUUAUCACGGUUGUUGGCACUACGAUGAUGCUGGAGGAGUUCGAGAUUGAGAAUUCACGAUGGGCAAAACGUGCAGAGAUAGAACUGCCAUCGGCUGGAAUCCACGUCUCCGUUUCCAAUUCUCACAUCUACGUAUCCACGGCCCUACAUUCCCACAUCUGCUUUGCAGUCGUAUCAUCUCAAGGCUGUGUUCUCCCUCUUGCCUUCGAGAAGGUCUUCUCAGACAGCCGCCAGAGAGACGCUGCACAUCACUUACAGAUGGACCUCAACCUAUCACCUCUCCCAGCGCACCCAACCGACCCAGAGCAAUCCCAACCUUCCCCCGACCCCAACAGCAUCGUCCUCGUCUCCGACAAGAAAUGCAGCGUCGCCGGGCUCCUCUACCCAACCCACCGCACCUUCAAGAACUCCACCACAACCCUCUUCGAAGCCCGUCUCCCGCGAAGCAUAACGCGGCUCGCCCGCGGCGCCAUCCGCCCACCCUGGCGCCGUCCCUUCACCCCCACAAGCACCGCCACCCAACAAAUCACCGGCAUAAUCGCCGACGACAUCAUCGGCACCUCCUCCGACGGCACCGCAACCACCUUCUCCAUCCUCACCCCGCAAGCCCUCAAACUCCUCCGCUUCCUCCAGAACAUCAUCACCAACAAGGAGGCCCGCGUCUACGACGCUUCGCACAUCACCACCCGCCCCAACGGCAGCGCACACAUGUUCGCCAUGCUCAUGAACAACGCAGAGGGCGACCAGUCUGACGACGGCAAGAUCAUCAAGAAGCGGGACGUCGAUCCCGACGUCGGGAGGUGGAAUCCCAGUCUCGCGCACGUGGACGCUGAUGUCCUUGAAAGGGGUUUGGGAGAUGAUGUCAGGGGUGGACUGAGGACGCUGGUGCGAGAGGGCACGGAUCAUGAGGUGUGGGUUCUGUUCUGUGAGUUAGCGCGCGAACUGGGCGUCGUGGGGGCUUCGGGUGACGGGGAUGUCAGUAUGGGUGAUGAGGAUGGGGAGGAGGAUAUGGUGGUUGAAGGGGUGGGAAGGUGGUUGGAUGAUGUUCUUAUGCCUGUUCUUUAGACUGAAUGCUUUUUUGU